AUGACUCUGUGUAAUAUUCCCAAACACAAAGCCAAAUUAUCGCUGGAUAUCAUCAAAUAUUACUUUCUCCAUUUCGAAGAGAUCAUUGUAGGAGUCGAUGCCUUGCCACGAAAACGUCUCUCCAAAGAAGACCUCUUUCAUGAUCUUCAUCGUAAAUGUGGUAUGAAUCGGUGGGAGUCUCAAAUGUCAUAUUCAAUAAUUAAACGAGUCUUUCGUGCUUUCUAUCAUGGUUCGGGGGAGGGUGGCGUUCCCAACCCUUGGCUGCGAGAACAAUUAAAACACACCACGGAAUGUAUGUGGGCUCAUGCUGCAACAAAAACUGCCCAAGUUUAUGCCGCAUAUGAGGGUGCCUUUAUGAUUUCCCAAAAAGCUUUGGAGGGAAAAAUUAAAAAUCUCUAUACUGAGCUGCAUCAACGGAUGCAAGCAAAACCCCAACCAGAUGAAAAUCAAGAAUGCACCUGUGCAGCAUGUCCGGCAAGGAUAAUGAGAGAAAGUUUAAAACCAGUCAGAGUCACCACAAAAAUGCAUAACAUUAGUGAUCCUUUUGAAGAGAUCUAUAGAAGGGAGGUGGAUAAAAUGCUUUAUGAUCAGGAAAACAAUGAAGAACAGGAGAGGAAUAACAAUCCCAAAGCGAAAUGUACCUGCCCCACAUUAAAAAAUGAUAACAAUCAUGAUUACUACCAAGAAGCAGCUAAAUUGUGUAAUACAGGUUAUGGUCAAGGUCCAUUUGAUUGUCGAUGGUUUAAAAUCAGCAAAGAAGAAUAUGAAGAGGAUGAUUUGGAUCCCAAAAUAAAAUUACCCGAAGAGUUGCCAUGUCAGCCAUGCCAAGAGGAAGGAGACAACUCAUCAUGCGAUUCGGAAUGUCUAUGUAAUUGUGAAGUUUGUAACUGUGAAUCGGAAGAGGAGUUGGAGUGCGGCGAAGCAGCCGUUGAUGUGGGGGAUGAUGAAUCCAGCCAAGACAUUUCUUUAAUAUCUAAAAUUGAAAAGGAAAUUUUAGGUGAAGAAGAACUUUCAAGAAAUGAAAUUGAGGAUACAAAUGAUGAUGAUGAAAAUUGCGCGAAUUAUUCGAAUUGCAAAUAUUCGGAAAAAAUGCAAAAUGCGGUUCGACAAAUUUAUUGA
This is a messenger RNA of Musca vetustissima, 1119 nucleotides long. RefSeq lists its product as uncharacterized. The transcript has a single exon. Lineage: Eukaryota; Metazoa; Arthropoda; Insecta; Diptera; Muscidae. The coding region runs from base 1 to 1119 and encodes 372 amino acids. The record is from RefSeq and is a predicted model, not a curated record.